Messenger RNA from Arabidopsis thaliana (thale cress), 1049 nucleotides. RefSeq names its product mediator of RNA polymerase II transcription subunit. The coding region runs from base 146 to 688 and encodes 180 amino acids. Gene Ontology annotation, cellular component: nucleus. NCBI's taxonomy places the organism in Eukaryota, Viridiplantae, Streptophyta, Magnoliopsida, Brassicales, Brassicaceae. Gene Ontology annotation, molecular function: DNA-binding transcription factor activity. The record is from RefSeq and is marked reviewed. The transcript has 4 exons.
GAUUCCUCAGCUCAAAGCUAGCCAAACCAACCCCACACACACAAAACGAAAAAAAAACAAUUGUUGGGUUUUUUCUCUCUCUAGCAAGAUUUUCUCUCUCUAGUUCUUUGAUUAUUAGUAUUUUUUCCGGUGUAUAAACCAAGAAAUGGGUAGUAGUUUUUUCGGGAGACCAAAAAUGGGUGGAUCUUCGUCAUCAUCACCAACAUCUUCUUCUUCUUCUCCGGCAAAGAGAGGGAAGAACAAGAAUGGUUCUGACAAGCCUAAGCAGCCUCAGAGAGGUCUCGGCGUCGCGCAGUUAGAGAAGAUUAGAUUACACGGCGAGUAUAACUGCAACAGCUUCAAUACCUACCCUUCUUAUCAUCCCUCAACUUAUCAGGAGGAUGUGAGGAUCCAAGGAGGAUAUCCAUCCAUACCAUCGUCAUCACCAUCCUUUUCAUAUGCAUCAUCAUCACCACCACCAGCUCCUUAUGGCUUUCAUCCGAACAUGAUGAUGAAUGCAAAUAAUGAUCAAUACGAGAGAACAACCAUAAGAUACGGAGAUUCUCAGCCUCACAGAGCACCAAGUUGGAACCCGAGCUACGGCAUCUUGGAGAGCCAGCAUUUUGUGGAACCAAACACAACCAGACACUUCUUACAUGAGGUUAUUACUUUAUAUAUACAUAAAUAUAGUAUACAUACAAAUAAUUAAUCCAUGUCUUAAGAGAUAUAGUGGUUAGAAUGUACUAAGAUUUGACAUGAUAAUUUGUGUUAAUUCUUUCAAAAUCGUUUCUUUACAUGCGGAUCUCUCUGAAUGAUUUUGUUUUCCAAUCUUAUAGGAUCAGAGAAAUAUAUCGUUGGGAUCGGGUAUUCAGAACUUCGAAACCAGUGAAGCAAACGAGCUAGAUUUGGAAUUGAGAUUGUAACUUUGACUUAUGUAUGAACUCAUAUUAUUGGAUAUAAGGCCAUGGAGUUGUUUAUACAUUCAAAGCAGUUAAGAGAAAUAAUAUAUAGGUCAUUUGAUAUGAUUUGGGGUAUCAGAUUUUGAUAUCAAGAUGUUUCUAUGGUCAAUA